CCCGGUCAGCCGACAAUUUAGACAGUUGGAGGAACGCUUUUAUAAGAACCCAUUGCCGUGCGGAAGGAAAGGAUCGGAAAAGUGGAAAAGGGAAAACGAAAGGGGAGCGUCAACCUAGAUCGAUCGAUGGCGUCGUUUGGGGAAGCUCCGCCGGGCGAUCUCAAGGCCGGGGAGAAGAUCUUUAAGACCAAAUGCGCGCAGUGCCACACCGUGGAAAAGGGCGCCGGCCACAAGCAAGGGCCGAAUUUGAACGGACUUUUCGGGAGACAAUCUGGGACGACUGCAGGUUACUCUUACUCCGCUGCUAACAAGAACAUGGCUGUGAUAUGGGAGGAGCAGACAUUAUACGAUUACUUGCUUAACCCUAAGAAAUAUAUUACUGGUACUAAGAUGGUUUUUCCUGGUUUGAAGAAGCCGCAAGAGCGUGCGGAUCUAAUUGCUUAUCUCAAACAGGCAACUGCCUAAGGUUUUUGUUUGCCCUACUAGACACUUUUUUUUUCUCAUUAAAUAAGAAUAACAUGCUAUGAUGAUUGUGAUCAGGCAGUUAGUUACAAAACAUUCUUUACAAAGUUUACUAUCGAAUUUCCGAUGGAGUGAAUCUGUGUUUUUUUUC
Molecule: messenger RNA, 613 nt
Organism: Zingiber officinale
Lineage: Eukaryota; Viridiplantae; Streptophyta; Magnoliopsida; Zingiberales; Zingiberaceae
Product: cytochrome c-like
Exons: 3
Coding region: 127-465 (112 amino acids)
Biological process (GO): mitochondrial electron transport, cytochrome c to oxygen; mitochondrial electron transport, ubiquinol to cytochrome c
Cellular component (GO): mitochondrial intermembrane space
Molecular function (GO): electron transfer activity; heme binding
Source: RefSeq, a predicted model, not a curated record